CUGUUGGCUCGCAGGGCAGCCCCUCCCUCCCAGCCUCCCUGUAGCUGUCCUGCUUCCAGUGAACCCAGGGAGGGGGUGCUGGUGCCUUCAGCCGCAGUAUCCUGCCUGCCCGCCGUUUACGGGGGAUAACAGAGCCCUCAGAUACCUGCGCCUCCCUCUUCAGACACUGAUCAGGGCCGUGCCGCCCGCCUCCCCCAACUCCCCAAGCAUCACUCCACACGUUACCGGCCACUUCGUCUCCCCACGGAGGUGCCCGCACCUCGGUCCUCAGUCAUCUCAGUGACUCAGGAUGGCCGUGCAGUGGGGCUGGGGUGAGCUCCCCACUUCUCCUGUGAGCCUCUCGCCUCCAGAGGUGAGCUGCUGCCCUGGGUGGGGGUCCCGAGCAGCCAUGCUCCCAGCAAGGCCGGCUCAGCGGCAGGAGAUGCAACGGAAAACCCGGAUGAGGGGGGUCGCGGCCCGGACACCCGCCGGAGCGUGGCCGCAGGUGGGGCGCUCCCCUCCCAGCUGCGUGUUCUUCCGCGGGACCCGGGGUGGCCGGUGCCGCCUCUCCAGGCCUCGGGUUCCCGCUCCGUGGAGCGGUUGGUCCUGGCCCUGCCGUGAGCGUAAAACAGGGCGCAUCUGCACCAUCGGCGAGGGAGCUGGUGGUGCUCCCGUGUGUGCGGUCACUUGCCACACACUUAUUAAUCACCUACUGUUUGCCAGGCGGGCUGGGAGCAGUCGGGGAGCCAGUGAUGGAACCGCGGGUCUCAGCUCGUGGGGGCGGGGGAGAUGUCCACGGGGAGCCUGCUUCCCCUUCUCUGGAGGGCCCCACCCGCAGUGGGCUUUCGAGGACCGGAAGGGGGCAGAGACGGGGUCGCGCCUCCAGUGCGGGGUGCGCCGCAGCGCCCUCCAGGAGCCGGUGGCAGCCGACCGUUGGGACGGGUGCCCCUCCCCGUGCCGGCCUCACCCCCACCCGGGGGGUACCUUGAACAUAACAGGAAAUUUCAAAUAACAGGAAACCAAGAGCGGGCAGGCGAGUGGCUCCACCCUGCCUGGGGCGAGCCGCCCCGGGCCUCAGUCUGCCCCGGGGGACCGCCAUGAACGCCACGGGGGCCCCGGCCGCGGCCCCCGAGUCCUGCCAGGAGCUGGCGGCCGGCGGCCACAGCCGGCUCCUCGUGCUGCACUACAACCACUCGGGCCGGCUGGCGGGCCGCGCCGGGCCGGACGACGGCGGCCUGGGGCUGCUGCGCGGGCUCUUCGUGGCCGUGAGCUGCCUGGUGGUGCUGGAGAACCUGCUGGUGCUGCUGGCCAUCGUGAGCCGCAUGCGCUCCCGGCGCUGGGUCUACUACUGCCUGGUCAACAUCACGCUCAGCGACCUGCUCACGGGCGCCGCGUACCUGGCCAACGUCCUGCUCUCCGGGGCUCACACCUUCCGCCUGGCGCCCGCCCAGUGGUUCCUGCGCGAGGGCCUCCUCUUCAUGGCGCUGGCCGCCUCCACCUUCAGCCUGCUCUUCACGGCCGGCGAGCGCUUCGCCACCAUGGUGCGGCCGGUGGCCGAGAGCGGGGCCACCAAGACCGGCCGCGUGUGCAGCUUCAUCGGGCUCUGCUGGCUGCUGGCCGCGCUGCUGGGCCUGCUGCCCCUGCUCGGCUGGAACUGCGUGUGCGCCUUCCAGCACUGCUCCAGCCUGCUGCCGCUCUACUCCAAGGGCUACAUCCUCUUCUGCGUGGUCGUCUUCGCCUGCAUCCUGGCCACCAUCAUGCUGCUCUACGGGGCCAUCUUCCGGGUGGUGCGGGCCAACGGGCAGAAGGCCCCGCGCUCCCCAGCCCGCCGCAAGGCCCGCCGGCUGCUCAAGACGGUGCUCAUGAUCCUGGUGGCCUUCGUGGUGUGCUGGGGCCCCCUCUUCGGCCUGCUGCUGGCCGACAUCUUUGGCUCCAACGUCUGGGCGCAGGAGUACCUGCGGGGCAUGGACUGGAUCCUGACGCUGGCUGUGCUCAACUCGGCCGUCAACCCGCUCAUUUACUCCUUCCGCAGCCGGGAGGUGUGCCGGGCAGUGCUGGGCUUCCUCUGCUGUGCAUGUCUCCGGCUGGGCCUGCGAGGGCCCGGGGACUGCCUGGCCCGGGCCGCCGAGGCCCACUCCGGGGCCUCCACCACGGACAGCUCGUUGAGGCCGAGGGACAGCUUUCGGGGCUCGCGGUCACACAGCUUCCGGAUGCGGGAGCCCCUGUCCAGCAUCUCCAGCGUGCGGAGCGUCUGAGACCAUGGCUGGGGCGUUGGUCCGGCCAUCCAGGGCAUGCCCACGCAGGCCCUCCACUGCCGCUUGGGGAGCAUGCAGGGAUGCGGCAGGCGGGCCGCAGGGAGAGGAAGGAACAGGGCAGUGGGGGGACGAGCAGUGGUUCUCCUCGAAGCCUCCUGGGGCUGCUGAUGCCCAGCGGGCUUCCCAAAGUCUCGUUGGAGCAGGAGGCAACUGCUCAUUGGAACAGAGAUCGCCUUGGAACGGGGACGAAUGGGUUUGCUGUGUGCGCCGCCCCCACCCACCCCACCGUGUGGUUCUGGGGAAGCACCAGUCCCUCUCUGGGCCUCAGUGGGGCUCCCAGGCUGUGAGGGGGGAUCUGAGGGGUGGAUGUCCGAGCAACACGUAAGUUCAAAGGUGGGACGAGGUGUCUCAGCCUCCCCUUAUUCACGUGUGCAUCAGGGUGAUGGUGUGAGGGCUGUGGGUCAGCUGGAGCUGUGCUGGGGCAGGCGAGGACCGUGAGUCUGUGCUGGGGGGGUGUGGUUGUGAGGGCACUGAUGGAGUAUGGGUGAGAGAAGGAGAGACUGAGGGCAGAACAAGUUGUGCCUGUAAGCUUGUGCCGGUGUGUCUGCGUGUGCACAGACAUCCCGGCAUGUGGCAGGCCUCUUGAGCAUGUGCACACGUGUGUGUGACCGAUCCACUCUGUUGAAGGUGUGUGUGAGAGUUUCCAGGCUGCUGGGAAAGUGAGGGCGGGGCGCCCAGUGACACUGACACCCUCGCCUUCUCGCUCACUUCCCCUUUCCCUGUCCUGUCUCUCAUCUUGGGUCCUGGGUGGCCUCCUUCCCCCACCUAUGGCCUCUGCAUCUUUGGGGACACAGCCUGGGGGUCAGCAGAGGGGGCUAGCCUAGCCCUCUCAGCCUCAGGGACUCUCACCCACUCCUCUAUAGAGUUCCCUUUAGCACUAACAGCCUUGACCUUCCCCAUCUUUAAAAUGGGCUGAUAGCAGACGGAACACACCAGAGGAAGCUGUCAGUACACGCUCAGUGCUUUUGCCACAGUGCGUGGUGUCCAUGUGUCUGACAAGACAUUUGGCGAUGGUGGAAAUGUUUUACAUCUGUGCUGCCCAGCCUGGGAACCCCACGUGGCUACUGAGCCCUUGAUAAGCGUCCAGUGCUACUGAAAAACUGAACUUGGAUUUUGUUUGCAUUUAAACAGUCCGUGGGAGUGGCGGCAACAGUAUGGGAUAGCAGAGAUGCGCCCUCUGCACACAGCUACGUCGGCGGGAAGACAGUUCUUCCUCUCCAUCCUCCCAGCCAAGGCAGUGCCUGCAGGUCUUUCUGCCUCUGUCUUGCCAAGUUCCUGGGGCAGCAUCCUGUCUGCCACCCUGGAUGGGACAGCUCUGUUCUGAGCCUCCGUUUCUCCCCUGCAGGUUAGGGGAUGCGGCGAUGGGAAACCAUCUUCUGUGCUGUUCAAUAAAGCAGCCAUUAGCCACAUGUGGCUACUUAAAAUUAAUUAAAAAGAAAUAUAAAA
Camelus dromedarius (Arabian camel) is the source of this 3740-nucleotide messenger RNA. It is a transcript of the gene S1PR4, whose product is annotated as sphingosine-1-phosphate receptor 4. Lineage: Eukaryota; Metazoa; Chordata; Mammalia; Artiodactyla; Camelidae. The transcript has a single exon. Gene Ontology annotation, biological process: regulation of metabolic process; adenylate cyclase-activating G protein-coupled receptor signaling pathway. The coding region runs from base 1077 to 2234 and encodes 385 amino acids. Gene Ontology annotation, molecular function: sphingosine-1-phosphate receptor activity. Gene Ontology annotation, cellular component: plasma membrane; cytoplasm. The record is from RefSeq and is a predicted model, not a curated record.